This is a messenger RNA of Hordeum vulgare subsp. vulgare (domesticated barley), 726 nucleotides long. RefSeq names its product replication protein A 32 kDa subunit B-like. Lineage: Eukaryota; Viridiplantae; Streptophyta; Magnoliopsida; Poales; Poaceae. Gene Ontology annotation, cellular component: site of double-strand break; chromosome, telomeric region; DNA replication factor A complex. Gene Ontology annotation, molecular function: nucleic acid binding. The transcript is spliced from 9 exons. Bases 1 to 726 code for a protein of 241 amino acids. Gene Ontology annotation, biological process: nucleotide-excision repair; double-strand break repair via homologous recombination; DNA replication. The record is from RefSeq and is a predicted model, not a curated record.
AUGGAUGCAAACGGCGACGCGACGCAUGCUCUGUUCACCGGCGAAGCCAUGAUGUUUUCCCCAGCACGCUCCACUGCAUCCACCGUCAUCCCAGACAUCAAACGUUACUCUAUUUUAAUUGAAGGGGAGCCUGUUUCAUCGGUCAUAUUGAUUGGAACUGUUUCACACUCCAAUGUUCGAAUGGAUCACUGGUCUUUUGAGCUCCGUGAUGCCACUGGCAUUAUCAACGUAUCAUACUGGCUAGAAACAACUGCUGAUUCAAAACUGGCUUGGUCAACAAGCAACGGUGAUUACGUUCAGGUUUUUGGCAAAACUGGGAUGAACGAAUAUUUCCUACAGAUUAAAGCUUUCAAGAUAAGGCCCAUCGUAAACUACAAUGAUACAACUCAUCACUACAUGUAUUCAAAAUAUUGCACGUUGGACAUUCGUAAGACAAACGCUUUGAAGGCAAAGUUAAAACCAUCCUCAAGCGCAUCAACUGUGUUCCCCAAGGGGCCAGCAAUCACACCGACCGAGGUGCCAAUGGAAUUGUCAACGAAGGACAAGAUUUUCACCAUACUCCGUGACCCGGCGUAUAGGGAUAUUGCGCAUGGCGUCAGCCUGAAAUUGAUUCGUAGUGCAUUAGACAUCAGUCAGGACGAAAUAAUGAAAGUUAUCUCGGAGCAGAUUUAUCUCGGCUUGAUCUACACAACAGUCGACGACAACCACUUCAAGUCUUCCAUCUGA